Oryctolagus cuniculus (rabbit) is the source of this 3928-nucleotide messenger RNA. It is a transcript of the gene GTF3C2, whose product is annotated as general transcription factor IIIC subunit 2. The record is from RefSeq and is a predicted model, not a curated record. Gene Ontology annotation, biological process: transcription by RNA polymerase III. Lineage: Eukaryota; Metazoa; Chordata; Mammalia; Lagomorpha; Leporidae. Gene Ontology annotation, molecular function: protein binding. Gene Ontology annotation, cellular component: transcription factor TFIIIC complex.
GCCGCGGGCUUGGGGGGCGCCGCAGCUGGCGCGCGCUGCAUGAUGGACUACGGAGUCUGAGAGAAAACCUAGUCGGGCACGGACGCCCGACGGGGCUCACGUGUUUACCUUGUGCACGGGGUAGGGGGCAAUUGAAAAGCAGCUGCGGGCUUUCGUCAUAAGACCGCGACCGAGCAGGCGGCGCCAUCUUCGAACUUGGACUUCCGGAAGGACUUUGGCAAGGGUGUGGGGUAGGUGAUGCGGUUGCUGCUUUUCUGGGACCUCGCUUUGAGAACCACUGAUCUGAGCUGUUUAAUGGCCUGUAGUGAGCUCCUUUGUGCUUGAACUGGCUGGAGAGGAUUCUGUUCUUUGCAACUCAACCUUGACCAGUAUAGAGGGGCAGCCAUAUUGGGGGGUGCUGAUGGAUACCUGCGGGGUCGGCUGUGUUGCCCUGGGGGAGGCCGGCCCCGUGGGGAACAUGACUGUGGUAGACUGUCCUGGACAAGAGGCGCUAAGCCAGCUUGAUGUCAAGGCCUGUUCAGAAGCGACCAGCACGGAGGCUUCCCUGGAGAUGUCACUGCCCACGCCUUUGUCUGGAUGUGAGGGUUCUCCUGAAGAGAUGGGGCUCCCUGCUGAGCAGGAAAGCCUCUGCAGCCUGUCCGGACAGCCAGAUCUUUCUUCAGAGAUGUCAAAGGUCUCAAAGCCUAGGGCCUCAAAGCCUGGCCGGAAGAAAGGUGGUAGGACACGAAAAGGCCCCAAAAGGCCCCAACUGCCUAACCCUCCACCAACCCCUCUGGCUCCUGGUCUGUUAGAUCAAUCCAACCCUCUACCCACCCCCAUGCCUAAGAAACGAGGGCGAAAGUCCAAGGCAGAGCUGCUACUGCUGAAGUUGUCCAAAGGCCUAGAGCAGCCAGAGUCUCCACCUCCAAAGAGGCCCCCUGAGGACUUUGAGACCCCUUCUGGGGAACGACCCCGCCGAAGGGCUGCCCAAGUGGCACUUCUGUAUCUUCAGGAACUGGCUGAAGAGCUCUCGACAACCCUGCCAGCCCCAGUGACCUGUCCUGAGAACCCCAAGGUGGGCAGCCCCACCGCACCGAAGAAGAGCCCGCCACAGGCUGCCUGUCAAGGUGGAGAAGAGGCAGAUAAUGCCAGACAGGACGAAGACUUUGUUCUCCAGGUUGCGGCUGAAGAUGAGGAAGAAAGUGAGGGCCCAAGUGAGGGUUCAUCAGAACCCGAGCCCGUAGCGCCCCGAAGCACCCCGAGAGGGUCCACCUCAGCGAAACAGAAACCACACUGCCGGGGGAUGGCUCUCAAUGGCUUACCCAAUCACAUCAUGGCGCCUGUGUGGAAAUGCCUCCAUCUCACCAAGGACCUCCGAGAGCAGAAGCAUUCCUACUGGGAGUUUGCUGAAUGGAUUCCUUUAGCCUGGAAGUGGCACUUGUUAUCGGAGCUUGAGGCAGCGCCCUACCUGCCCCAGGAGGAGAAGUCGCCUCUGUUUUCUGUACAACGGGAAGGGCUUCCUGAAGAUGGCACACUCUAUAGAAUAAACAGAUUUAGCUCCAUCACAGCACACCCAGAGCGUUGGGAUGUGUCCUUCUUCACGGGCGGCCCACUCUGGGCUCUAGACUGGUGCCCUGUGCCGGAGGGGGCAGCAGCUUCGCAGUAUGUGGCCCUUUUCUCCAGCCCAGACAUGAAUGAAACACACUCACUGAGCCAGAUUCAUUCAGGCCCUGGGCUGCUGCAGCUGUGGGGUCUUGGGACCUUGCAACAAGAAAGCUGUCCUGGCAACAGGGCCCACUUUGUAUAUGGGAUUGCUUGUGACCACGGCUGCAUCUGGGACCUCAAGUUCUGCCCCAGUGGAGCAUGGGAACUUCCAAGCACUCCUCGGAAGGCUCCUCUCCUCCCCCGGCUGGGUCUCCUGGCUCUUGCCUGCUCAGAUGGGAAGGUGCUGCUGUUCAGUCUACCCCAUCCUGAGGCCCUACUGGCACAGCAACCUCCAGAUGUAAUGAAGCCCACCAUCUAUAAGGUGCAGUGUGUGGCAACCCUUCAGGUGGGGUCUAUGCAAGCUACGGACCCCUCUGAGUGUGGUCAGUGCCUUAGCCUGGCCUGGAUGCCUACCAGGCCCCACCAUCACCUGGCUGCUGGAUAUUAUAAUGGCAUGAUCGUUUUCUGGAACCUUCCCACUAACUCACCCCUGCAGCGGAUACGGCUCCCAGAUGGCUCCUUAAAGCUCUACCCUUUCCAGUGUUUCUUAGCCCAUGACCAAGCUGUGCGUACCCUUCAAUGGUGCAAAGCCAACAGCCAUUUUCUAGUCUCUGCAGGGAGUGACCGCAAAAUCAAAUUCUGGGACCUUCGACGACCAUAUGAGCCAAUAAACUCUAUCAAGCGCUUCUUGAGUACAGAGCUGGCCUGGCUGCUCCCCUACAAUGGUGUCACUGUGGCUCAGGACAACUGCUAUGCCUCUUAUGGACUCUGUGGAAUCCAUUAUAUUGAUGCUGGUUACCUUGGUUUCAAGGCCUACUUCACUGCUCCUCGAAAAGGCACUGUCUGGAGUCUUUCAGGAUCCGACUGGCUUGGGACAAUAGCCGCAGGAGAUAUAUCUGGGGAACUCAUUGCAGCUAUUUUGCCUGAUAUGGCACUGAACCCAAUAAAUGUCAAGCGACCUGUAGAGCGAAGAUUUCCUAUUUAUAAAGCAGAUCUGAUGCCCUAUCAGGACAGUCCUGAAGACCAAGACCACUCCUCUGCCUCGUCUGGGGUCCCCAAUCCUCCCAAGGCUCGAACUUACGCAGAAACUGUCACCCAUCACUACUUACUCUUUCAAGAUACAGAUUUGGGUUCUUUCCACAAUCUGCUCCAUAGAGAACCAAUGCUGCGCAUGCAGGUGGGAGAGGGACACUCGCAGCUCUGCCUGGAUAGGCUGCAGCUCGAGGCCAUUCAUAAGGUACGUUUCAGCCCAAACCUGGACUCCUAUGGAUGGCUGGUUUCUGGGGGGCAGUCAGGGCUGGUUCGGAUCCAUUUUGUCCGUGGACUCACCUCCCCGCUGGGCCACCGUCUGCAGCUUGAAAGUCGAGCCCACUUCAGUGCUAUGUUCCAACCAACCGCCCCACCUAAAGGGCCUGGCUUCCCUCCAGCCAGCCAUCGCCUUCUGCCUGGUCCCUAGUGUUGGUCCAGCAGGAAUGAAGUCUGCCAAGAACAAAUGGCCCCUAUGCACAGAGCCAUAGGAACUGGGGCCUUCCUGGACAGUGAUGCUGCCAGGCCUGACCUUUAGGCCUGCCUCCCCAGGACUCCUUAGAUCUCUCUCCUUCCACAGACUUCUUUAGUCACAGCCCGCUGUGGGCAAGGGGACUGCUCUCCCACAAAGGCGCCUCAGCCUGAAACUGUGGCUCACGAGAAACGCUCGGGCCUGCCCCAGGCUUGGGAGUCAGAUUGCUCAUAUUGAGCAUGUUGUGGAGUGGGUAAAGCUAAGUAAAGGUACUGGGUGUUUUUGAGACCACUUGUGAGUGGUGUUUGGAGAACUGGAAAGGGUAUCCACAUGAAGGCUCUUGCUGGGCUAUAAUCCAGGAUCCAUUGUCACUGCCUUCCCAGACAUCCUCUUUAGCUUAACCAACGGGCCCAAGAGGGUGACAGUCACUUACGGGACUGAAGCUGCUUCUAGCACCUUUAACCGAGGCCCGCCACCAACAGCCGGCCAGGAGACUGGCGGCUCAGCUCUUGCUCCUGCGUAGGAAUCUCCACUAGUCACCUGGCCCUAGCUGGGCACUCCCAGACAGUCAUGUUUUUAAAAUCUUCCUUUCUAUCAAGUCAAAGAGCAAACCUCUUGAUUUUACUCAUGGGUGUUAGAAAACCUAGUCAUUCUUCCCUGUAAUUGCCCUUUUAAGUAUUUAACAAUAGCUAUCAUGUGUUUCCCAAGUCUUUUCUUCUCUAGAUUAAAUAUCUUCAGUUACUACAA